This is a messenger RNA of Struthio camelus australis, 2873 nucleotides long. NCBI's taxonomy places the organism in Eukaryota, Metazoa, Chordata, Aves, Struthioniformes, Struthionidae. The record is from RefSeq and is a predicted model, not a curated record.
AUGGCGUAUUCAUUAUUAGCGCCACAGAGCUUCGCAGGCGUUCCUAAGCCUAGGAAGAUGGCAUUCCCCUUCCACGGCUGGCUGCAGAAGGUGCCCGCCAGCGGCGCGGCUGGCGCCGGCCGGAAUGAGGGCGGCCGGCCAGGCCCGGGGGGCCCGGCCUCACCCUGGGCAGGGCAAGAAAGAGCUAUUUCCAAAUGUAGGGAUAAUGAUGAGACAGCAAAAGAAGAGAAAGCACCUGUGAAAGAGAAGCAUGUUCCAAAACCGAAGGCAAUCCCUUCUCUUGGAAACAAGAAUAGAUUCCAUCCCUAUUCAAAGGACAAGAACGUGGGCACUGGAGAGAAGAAGACUAUUAAUCGUAGUAGAGUUUUCAUUAGCAACAUCCCGUAUGACAUGAAAUGGCAAGCUAUUAAAGAUCUUAUGAGAGAGAAAGUUGGUGAGGUUACAUACGUGGAGCUGUUUAAGGAUGCUGAAGGAAAAUCAAGGGGUUGUGGUGUGGUUGAAUUCAAAGAUGAAGAAUUUGUUAAGAAAGCAUUAGAGACUAUGAACAAAUAUGAUCUUAGUGGAAGACCCCUGAAUAUUAAAGAGGAUCCUGAUGGCGAACAUGCUCGUAGGGCACUACAUCGUGUAGGAGGACAGUUUCCAGGAGGACAUGGACCUGAUAUGACACCUGGAUUAAUGAAUUUACCACCUUCUAUUCUCAAUAAUCCAAACAUUCCUCCUGAGGUUAUCAGUAACUUGCAGGCAGGCAGGCUUGGGUCUACUAUUUUUGUUGCUAAUCUUGACUUCAAAGUUGGCUGGAAGAAACUAAAGGAGGUAUUCAGCAUUGCCGGAACAGUAAAACGUGCAGAUAUCAAAGAAGACAAAGAUGGCAAGAGUCGAGGAAUGGGAACAGUUACAUUUGAACAAGCAAUUGAAGCUGUUCAAGCAAUAUCUAUGUUCAAUGGACAGUUCUUGUUUGAUAGACCCAUGCAUGUCAAAAUGGAUGACAAAUCAAUUCCUCAUGAAGACUUCCGUGUUGCAGAUAGCAAAACUCCACAGUUACCUCGUGGUCUUGGUGGCAUUGGUAUGGGACUUGGACCAGGUGGACAGCCCAUCAGUGCAACACAAUUGAGCAUGGGUGGUGGAAUGGGCAGUAUGGGUCCAGGAGGUAUGGGAAUGGAUGGUCCAGGAUUUGGUGGAAUGAGCAGAAUAGGAGGCGGGCUUGUUGGCUUUGGUGGAAUGGAAGGAAUGGCUAACAUGGGAGGAUUUGGAGUCAGCCGAAUGGGAGAAAUGUUCCGUGGGGGAAUGGGAGGAAAUAUGGACAGAGAUUUUGGGCGUAGUGACAUGGCAUUGAACCGUGGUUUCGGAGAUUCUUUUGGAAGGAUGGGUGGUGGAAUGGGUGGUAUGAGCGGUAUGCCUGGCGGAAUGGGAAUGGGGAUGGAUCGGAUGAGUUCUGGUUUUGAGCGAAUAGGACCAGCUAUGGGUGGAGGCCUGGACAGGAACAUCGAUAUGGAUCGAGGAUUUGUGGCUGGCCCAAUGGGAGGCAUGAGAGAGAGAUUAGGCUCUAAAGGCAACCAGAUAUUUGUCAGAAAUCUUCCUUUUGACUUGACUUGGCAGAAGCUAAAGGAGAAAUUCAGUCAAUGUGGUCAUGUAAUGUUUGCAGAAAUAAAAAUGGAGAAUGGAAAAUCAAAAGGCUGUGGAACAGUCAGAUUUGACUCACCAGAAUCUGCUGAAAAAGCCUGUAGGAUAAUGAACGGCAUAAAAAUCAGUGGCAGAGAAAUUGAUGUACGCUUGGAUCGCAAUGCAUAAUUUAAAACUAUAUGUUCAGGAACAUUCCUAUGUCUGUUUAGCUUCUCUAUCCUAGUAAGUCAUUUUUAGUAACAUUGUAUGCUUACAAAAGCUGUAAAAACGAACUUUUAAAUCCCACCAGCCUUUAACAGUAUAGUGUUUAAUAUACUGUGAUACUUGUUAACUGAAUCUUACUAUGUUUGGUUUUUAAAGACAAUUUGCCUGAUUUUUGUUUUUGUUCUUUUGUUUGUUUUUUUAGAGGCACUGAGCCCACCUGCAGGUUCCAUUAGACGGUGGGAGCUCUGGAUGCUCAGUGCCUUUGGAAAAUUAGGCCAAGUGUCUCUAGUCAUUCAGUUUAAAUGAAUGGUUAUACUGUUUUUAAUAAAAUAAGCCAUUUUCUCUGUUAAUCUCAAGAUUGCAUAGUGGGAUUUGUUUUUUUUUUCUGAUUUUUUUUUCUUCCUCCCCCCCGCCCUACCCUGUAUCAACAUUAUAAUGUAAAAAUUGGAUGUCUCUUUUUUUCAAAAUUUUGGUUUUAUAUGUGCAUUGUAGUCAUACUGUAAUUCUUGACUUUAAAAGAAAGGGCUCCAAGUAGGCUGUGAUGUUUUUGUUCUACUUAAUAUUACUUUAAUGCCAUGACUCCGUUCUGUAAAUAAGAUUUAGAGCCCAGUGGGAGUUUUGGAUUUUUUUUUUUCUGACUAAAUGAAGAAACUGAUCGUUCUCUCUUGCUUUUAUUUUUUCUUCAGUAUAAUCACUGAUUAAAACUAGUUACCACAGACCCUUGUAGGAUUGUUCCCUAUGAUACCAAGUUCAUAUAAAAUUGAUAAUAUAGUAAAUACUAAGUACAGUACAAGACAGAUUGCUCCCAAUUUUUUAUCUAUUUUCCAGCCGUUCAGGUGAACUGCCAGAAAAAUAAAAACAACAGAGCAGAUAAGAGAAAUGGCUGUGUAUGUCAAACCACUGCUGUUCACUUCUAUGGGUCCUGAUGUAUUUAUGAAGGCAGUUUUUAUAAACCAGGGUAUUCCCAAGCACAGCAUAUCAAAUACGUUGGAUCCUACAAUGUUAGACAUAGCCAUAUCUCCAUUUCCUGCAAAAAAAAAAAAAAAAAA